GAACACAGUUACAUCGGACCCUAAAAAUUUUCAAACAUUCAUAUUCGUAAUUCGCAGAUUUGCAAUCAAAGAUCGUCUACGCGAAUUCUGAAUCUUCGCAAUGGCGGACGAGGCGAACAGAGCUACAUUUUUGGAAAUUCAAGGUCGCAUGAUUGAGAUUACUGGAAAGCUGAAGCAGGUGCAAAGCCAGGUACGAAACAAGGAGGGAGAAAAGAAGCGUGCCUUUUUAACCUUGGAGGAACUUAAACAGUUGUCCGAUGACACCAAUGCGUACAAAUCGAUAGGGAGAGCGUUUGUUUUAGAGCCGAAAUCGGUUCUAAUGGCGGAACAGGAGCAAAAGUUCAAGGAUAGUGAAGCUGCAAUUGUCUCACUGCAGAGCUCAAAGGAGUAUCUAGAGAAGCAAAAGGCGGAGGUGGAGAACAACUUGAAGGAGCUGGUGCAACAAGAUCCAGGUAUAGCUCGCCAGAUUAUGUCCAUGUCUGUAGCAUAAGACAUGCUCUCCUCUCUCCCUUUGAAUCUGACAUUAGCUGAUCUUGUUCCCAAGAAUUUUAGUUUGUUGGCUGCUGUGUUAUUCUGAUGCUUGUUUCAUAUGCAUCACAUACUCCUUAAGUUCCCAAUUCUGGCAUGGGAUAAGUUUGAAAUUUCUUAACUAGAUAAUGGAUAGAAUGCCCAAAAAUGAUUCUCCA
Molecule: messenger RNA, 686 nt
Organism: Cucurbita moschata (crookneck pumpkin)
Lineage: Eukaryota; Viridiplantae; Streptophyta; Magnoliopsida; Cucurbitales; Cucurbitaceae
Product: prefoldin subunit 1-like
Exons: 6
Coding region: 101-490 (129 amino acids)
Biological process (GO): protein folding
Cellular component (GO): cytoplasm; prefoldin complex
Molecular function (GO): protein folding chaperone
Source: RefSeq, a predicted model, not a curated record